Lepus europaeus (European hare) is the source of this 2247-nucleotide messenger RNA. RefSeq names its product transmembrane channel like 4 (gene TMC4). The record is from RefSeq and is a predicted model, not a curated record. Bases 33 to 2153 code for a protein of 706 amino acids. Gene Ontology annotation, molecular function: mechanosensitive monoatomic ion channel activity. Gene Ontology annotation, cellular component: plasma membrane. NCBI's taxonomy places the organism in Eukaryota, Metazoa, Chordata, Mammalia, Lagomorpha, Leporidae. The transcript is spliced from 15 exons.
GGCGACACACGGAAACAGCGGAGCCCGGGGCCAUGGAAGAAAACCAGGCCUGGGAUUCGGGAACCUGGAGCUCCCCUGGGGGGUGGCUGCGCCCCCGGGGGGCCAGAGAAGGCCAGUCUCUCUCCUCGGUGUUGAACGAGCUCCCCAGUGCUGCCACCCUGCGCUACCGCGGCCCUGGGGUGCCGCCCUGGGGGGCGCCAGAGGAGGAGGACGAGGAGGACAGAAGGAGCGUCCAGACCUUGGCGGAAGCUGCCCACAAGGAGCUGCAGGAGCCACAGCCCUCCCGGGCACUGCCCUGGCCCAUGCAGGCCAGGCGGGCGCACAGGCAGACCCAGGCCUGGGACCAGAUGGCCUACAGUGCCAGAUCCAGCAGGACCCAGUGGGCCCAGCUGCUUCGGAGGUCCCAGAAGACGAUGGAAGGCUUGGGCACCCUGAAGCCCUGGGCAUGGACCCUGAAGAGGAUCGGGGGCCAGUUUGGCGCCGGCACCGAGUCCUACUUCUCUCUGCUACGGUUCCUGCUGCUUCUCAACGCGCUGGCCGCGGUGCUGGUGGCUUGCAUGGUGCUGCUGCCCACCUGGCUGGAAGGGGCUCCCCCGGGCCCCGACACGGCCUCACCCUGCGGACCCUAUAACCCCGGCACCCCGGGCCUGGUGUCCUUCCCCUCCCAGCUCUUCAACUUGCUCUCCGGACAGGGCUACCUGGAAUGGUCCCCUCUCUUCUAUGGGUUCUUCCCGGCCCGCCCCAGCCUGGCCGUCGCCUACCUGUGCUCAGCCUUCGCCGUGAGCCUCAUCAGCCUGGUGCUCAUCCUGCGCCGCUCCGUGUCCGGCCUGAAGCAGACGCUGCUGGCCGAAUCGGGGACUCUGACCAGCUACAGCCACCGCGUGUUCUCGGCCUGGGACUUCGGCCUCCGCGGGGACGUCCACGUGCGGCUGCGCCAGCGCAAGAUCCUGUUCGAGUUACAGGUGGAGCUGGAGGAGGCGGCGGUGCGGCGCCGGGCUGCGGUGCGCACGCUGGGCCAGCAGGCGCGCGUGUGGGCGGUGCGCGCUCUGCUCAACCUGCUGGUGCUGGCGCUCCUGGGGGCCGCCUUCUACGGCAUCUACUGGGCCACGGGGUACACGGUGGAGCUGCAGGAGGCGCCCCUCGUGCAGCGGGCGCCGCUGCUGAGCUUGGCCGUGAACUUCCUCCCGUCCGUGUUCAUCUCGGCCGUCAACUUCGUGCUGCCCCCCGUGUUCAAGGCUCUCGCGCCGCUCGAGGGCUACACGCGCAGCCGCCAGGUCGUUCUCCUCCUGCUCAGGGCCGUGUUCCUGCGCCUGGCGUCGCUGCUCGUCCUGCUCUUCUCCCUCUGGGCGCAGAUCACGUGCGGCGGCCGCGCCCAGGCCGAGGACUGCAAGGCCUGCGGCUACAACUCCAAGGAGCUGCCGUGCUGGGAGACCCGCGUGGGCCAGGAGAUGUACAAGCUCCUGCUCUUCGACCUGCUCACCGGCCUGGCGGUCACGCUGCUCAUCCAGUUUCCGCGCAAGCUGCUGUGCAGCGGCUGCCCCGGCGCGCUGGGGCGCGUGGCGGGGACGCAGGAGUUCGAGGUGCCGGACGAGGUGCUGGGGCUCAUCUACGCGCAGACGGUGGUCUGGGUGGGGACCUUCUUCUGCCCCUUACUGCCGCUGCUCAACACGGCCAAGUUCCUGCUGGUGUUCUACCAGAAGAAGGUCGCCGUCUUCUCCACCUGCUCCCCAGCCUCCCGCACCUUCCGGGCCUCCACCGCCAACUUCUUCUUCCCCCUGGUGCUGCUCCUGGGCCUGGCGGUGUCCGCGGUUCCCGUGCUGUACAGCAUCUUCCUCAUCCCGCCGUCCAAGCUGUGCGGCCCGUUCCGCGGGCUCCCGUCCAUCUGGGCCCAGAUCCCGGAGGCCAUCAGCGGCCUCCCUCAGAGCUCCCAGAACGUCCUCUUCUUCCUGGGGACCCAGGCGUUCGCUGUUCCCCUGCUGCUCAUCUCCAGCAUCCUGCUGGCCUACACCGUGGCCCUGGCCCACUCGUACGGACGCGUCAUCUCCGCGCUGCGACGCCAGAUGGAGACGGAGGCGCAGAACAAGACGUUCCUGGCCCAGCGCGCCGUGGCGCUGAGCGCGGCCCGCGCGGCGCGGACCCCCGGGCCGCCGUGAGCUCGGCCGGAAGACGGGAGCACGGGAGGAGACCCCGCCGCCAGGCCCCGGGCUCCGUACCGAGCCUUUUCCUCGGAUCAAUAAACGCCGAAGA